Molecule: messenger RNA, 5823 nt
Organism: Salmo salar (Atlantic salmon)
Lineage: Eukaryota; Metazoa; Chordata; Actinopteri; Salmoniformes; Salmonidae
Gene: pimreg
Product: PICALM interacting mitotic regulator
Source: RefSeq, a predicted model, not a curated record
GUCGCGGUCCACCGCCAAAUUCAAACGCAUAAAGACGAAGUUCCCGUUGACAACUGUUGUUAAGAGGUUUCUUCAGGAGACACGGAGAGGCAACAACCAACUUUACAAGCUUCAGCAUGUCGUCGUCGGUGAUGAGUGGCGUGGCGGUGUGGAGGGCUCACAGUGUUCUGGAGGAGUCGGACGGGGGCGAGUCCAGCUCCCCUGAGGCCCCUCCUCCCGACCGCUUCAGGAAGCUACGCUCCUCUUCCUCUCUCAACUCCCUCCGCAUGUCUCUGAAGAAGAGGCUUCCGCUGCGUUCCGUACAGACAAACUCCCUGCCAGACCCUGAGCUGACCCCUGACCCCACCUGGGAGAGUCUGCAGGCCAAUCAGAAGAGCAGCGCUGUCUGCCAGCUCACACGCUGCGCGCGCAGCCACAUCGGGGGAGUGUAUCAGAGGCUUCAGAGGAACAGAGCAGUGGUACAGGAUCAAGAGGAGUGUUUGGUGGCGACACCUGGCCAGGUGUGUGAGGGGGUAGAGAACAACGAGGGGGUUACCUCCCGUACACCUAGGCGCACCCCCGUCCGUUCCACCACACUCGUAGCCACAACAACCCCCAGACGCACCCCCAGAGCCACCGCGCCCAAACGCACCCCUGCCUCGGGCCGCGGGAGGAGGAGAACCCCAGGGCGAAGUCCUGAGGUGACGGGGGUGAAGAACGUGGGAGGGAGGAGGCAGCUGGUUCGGAUGGCUGCACUACGAAGCCCCUUCGCAUCUCCUCAGAGCCUCAAGCGGAAGUUUGGCCGGGACCUGGAGAGUGUGUCGAGCGGUCUCAGGAAGCUGAAACGUCUGUCCCACGCCUUUGACGAUGUCAUAGGGAGAGACGACCGCAGAACCUUCAACUACUCUCUAAUCGCAGAGUAAAUAUGCAGGUCCCGUGCAGCAGAGCGUUUUAUGGAGGGAGGGUGGUGAGGAGGAGGUUGGACCCCAGCGGGAUGCUGAGCUGCUCCUCUUUCACAGACGUCAGACGCCUCACACUCCUAUCUGCUCGGUCUCACGUCAGAAUUUAGACGUUGAUCCAUGUUUCUAAAACGUCAAAUUGCUAAUUUUUUUUUUUUUUAAAGAUUGAGUUUAGGAAUUUAACUCAAAUUUUUUUAGAUUUUAGGGUUAAGUUCAGGCUGGUUUCUCCCGACGUCCUCAGACAUGGAUGGACGUCGAAUACUGACUUGUAUCACGGAUAACCUGGUUCACCUUGCGGUCCUCAAGCCACACAUACCUUCCUGUUACAGUGUGUUGGUCUGAGGACUAGGUAUCUUUACAUAUUCUAUAUGUACAGUUGCAGCCAAAUAUAUUGGCGUCUUUGCAACUUCUCUUUAAAUAAUUCCCUAUUUCUUCAUCCUAAGUUGACAUUUUUGAAAUGAGUCUCCACACCUUUUUGUUAUUAGUCAACAUUGCAGAAUGUUGUUGUUGCUGGAACUUGUUUUCAGUCUUUGGUCAAGAUGACUGUCAACAAAUGCUUCUUCUUUCCUCAAUGAGCUGCACUAUUCCACUGCCAUUCUUCAGAAAACAACUGUUCUCGUUAUUCAAUGCCCUGAGCUCUUCCCCCCCCCCCAAGGUAAUGGAUGUGAUUUAGAUCUGGACUCUUCAGAACAGCCUUCACUGGCCAGAACAGCCUUCACUUCCCAGAACAGCCUUCACUUCCCAGAACAGCCUUCACUGGCCAGAACAGCCUUCACUGGCCAGAACAGCCUUCACUGGCCAGAACAGCCUUCACUGGCCAGAACAGCCUUCACUGGCCAGAACAGCCUUCACUGGCCAGAACAGCCUUCACUUCCCAGAACAGCCUUCACUGGCCAGAACAGCCUUCACUUCCCAGAACAGCCUUCACUGGCCAGAACAGCCUUCACUGGCCAGAACAGCCUUCACUGGCCAGAACAGCCUUCACUGGCCAGAACAGCCUUCACUUCCCAGAACAGCCUUCACUUGCCAGAACAGCCUUCACUGGCCAGAACAGCCUUCACUGGCCAGAACAGCCUUCACUGGCCAGAACAGCCUUCACUUCCCAGAACAGCCUUCACUGGCCAGAACAGUCCAGUGUUUUCUUCUUGAACCAUUCCAGGGUGCUUCGGUGUGUUUUAGGGUUUGUUGUCCUACUGGAAGACCCACAACCUUCAACAGAGACUGUUUUUGUGGGGGUGGGGUGGGACACUUGGUUGAACCAUUGCACUCGAAAAUACUCUGAUAAUCUGCUCAUUGCAUGAUUAUUUUGUCUUGUUUGGGGGGGGUCCCAAAUCAGGCUUUCUGGUGUCUCCUUCAGCAGUGGGGGUCUUCCUGGUGUUUACCAACAACCAAAACAAACCAUUCAGAUAAUAUAACACCCUCCCUACUAUCAAAGAUGGUGGCGGUUUGAUAAUGCUGUUGCUUUGCUGCCUUUAGUAAUACUAAUAAUAAUACAGGUCUUGGAACACGUGCAAGAUAUGAAAUCAGCAGAUUCUGGGUGUUUGGAGUCCAAUGUUCAACCCAGUAUCCAAAAAACUGGGUCGCCAUUAAAGGUUGUGGGUCGUCCAGUAGGAUAAUGACCCCCAAACAGAGGUUCUGGAGAGCCCAGCGAAGAGUCCCCAAAUUGACAGUAGAAAAAGUACGACCAAGCAUAUUUUUUUUUUGCUACAAUAAAUGUUUUGUCUGCGGUUAUCUUGGUCAAUAGUGCUGCGCGACCCAAGUACUAGCUCUGGGGUGCCAAUAAUUUUGUCGAUGCCAUUUUGUCUUUUAAGUUUACAAUUAUAAUUUUAGAAAAUGUAAAGUUUACAAAAAUCAAAUUGGUUCUGCAAUGUUGACGAUGUAAUAAGGUGUGGUGACUAAAAGUUUCUCAAAUUUCAACUUAUUUGAGGAAAUAGGGGACUUAAGAAAAGUGCCAACAGUACAUGUGCGUAUUGGUACAUACUGGUUACUGUCUACCAGCCUGGGACCGUUUCAAUACAGUACGUUCAUGUCUAUGUAUUCUAGUCACCUUAUGAUGCCCUGCCCACUUGACCCAGUUCCUGAUCCAACAUGAUGGUUUCCCUUAUUCCAGCCCAUUCACAAACAAGCAAAACAUUGAUAAAUAUAAAUUACAUUUAUCACAAAUAUUCAAUAUUCUAAUUAAUAAAAGGAGCUGAAGGAGGGAAAACUCACAAAUUGGAUUUCCCUUGUUGACAGGCAUCAUAAGGUGAAUACUUUAACAGAAUGGGAUUCGUUUCUAUGCUUAUAGAUUCCAUAAUGUAACAGGUUUGUUUUAUACAUGAUGGGAUGUUAAGGUGAAACUAGAUGACAUUUCUUAACCGGUAGGAUUCAGCCAAGAGCACACACACAUUUUUUUUUUUAAAUGUAUUUUUUUUUUACUGCAUAAAUGACAGGGUAGCCUACUCUGCUGCCACUGACGAACAGAUCAACAAAAACCGAUGUCUGAUCCAUAUAAUUGGCCUAUGAAAACAGGAGACACUAAUACAAUGGAGGAGGACGUUUUAUUGUCCAAAAACAAACACAAGUGUCACUGAUCCGAUGAUAAAGACUGAAUAUGCAAACACCCCGUGUGGGGACAUGGCCGACGUUCUCUGCUGGGGCCGGUAAGACAGGCUACUGUUCGUUCGAUUAAGUUAACAAUUUUGAUUAGCAAAAAUACAGAUUGGACCCUUCUCGUAAUAUCUUUACAGCAAUAUCCAUUUGCUUUCUAAACAGUUUUUUUUCCCCCGGAUUGUAUCUUUAAAUAUUGCGAUUAUGCAUGGCUGGGUCUCUCUGCUUUUCACUGACAGUCGCAACUCAACAGUCAUCUAUUGGUAUUGCAGCAGCCGCUGCCCAAAUUGCGGGCCUUUCCGACUGUAGUCUAUGCGAUUUUUAAAACAAUCCACAGGUUACAAUAAGCUAAUGAUCCUCUGUUGCCCAAUCAUGCUUUCUGGUGUAGUAGCCUAUUUUGAAUGAUUUUAUUCAUUUAUGUAUAGUCAUGAGUAAGCUAAUUAGGCUGUAUACUUUUGGCAAUUUUUAAUUCAAUUUAUUUUAGGGAAAUCUUAGCUUCCCCUACCUAGCCUUAUGGACAUGAUGCCUAUGCCUUUUUUUAACGUGGCAUAAACACAACCAGUUAUGUUGUUUUUUCCUACUCCUUCCUGUGGGCUAUCCCUACUCCUUCCUGUAGGCUAUCCCUACUCCUUCCUGUAGGCUACCCUACUCCUUCCUGUAGGCUAUCCCUACUCCUUCCUGUAGGCUAUCCCUACUCCUUCCUGUAGGCUAUCCCUACUCCUUCCUGUAGGCUACCCUACUCCUUCCUGUAGGCUACCCUACUCCUUCCUGUAGGCUACCCCUACUCCUUCCUGUAGGCUAUCCCUACUCCUUCCUGUAGGCUAUCCCUACUCCUUCCUGUAGGCUAUCCCUACUCCUUCCUGUAGGCUAUCCCUACUCCUUCCUGUAGGCUACCCUACUCCUUCCUGUGGGCUAUCCCUACUCCUUCCUGUGGGCUAUCCCUACUCCUUCCUGUGGGCUAUCCCUACUCCUUCCUGUGGGCUAUCCCUACUCCUUCCUGUAGGCUAUCCCUACUCCUUCCUGUGGGCUAUCCCUACUCCUUCCUGUGGGCUAUCCCUACUCCUUCCUGUAGGCUAUCCCUACUCCUUCCUGUAGGCUAUCCCUACUCCUUCCUGUAGGCUAUCCCUACUCCUUCCUGUAGGCUAUCCCUACUCCUUCCUGUAGGCUAUCCCUACUCCUUCCUGUAGGCUAUCCCUACUCCUUCCUGUAGGCUAUCCCUACUCCUUCCUGUAGGCUACCCGCGCUCAUCCAUCCACUUACAAAAUAAUUUCAGCAUCCCAACCCCCAACAGUGCAUCCGCAAUUUGAUGAAUGGAAAGAUACAUCUGUUACAAAAACACCUCCGUAGAGAUUGAAAUGAUGUCCUGUGAUCGUCAUUAGGAGCAGUACACUUGUAGUUUGAAUUGAUGUAUCCACUGUUGUCCUCGGGUCUCCGCGCCUCUGUCGCCGCCAUGACAAAAUGUAAAUUUUCUCCUCGAACUACAACGCGGAGGACACACCAUCCGGUUUCCCUAAUUGUUCAUGCGGCUGAUGUGCACUACUGUUCCAUAAUGGUGUGAUAGGCUGUAGUUUGUUUGGGGCAUGUUGUAUUAAUUGUGAUAGGUUCGCUCUACCGGACCAUACCGCCUUACUUUCGUCCCUGGGUAAAGCUGACAUUCACUGAGAGUCUAGGGCCACUGUUAUUCUAAUGGGAAAGAGGGGGGUUACCUAAACAGUUGUACAACUGAAAUGUGUCCUUUGAAAUUUAACCCAAACCCCCUCCUGAAUCAGAGAGAGGUGCGAAGGGUUGUCUUAAUCCACAUUCAAGUCUUCGGCGUCAGGGGACUAAUGAUAACAUGUUAUUCAGAUGUUGGGAAUCCAUGUGGUUUUAUACAUGUUAUGAAUCGAUGUUUACAUAUCAGGAGUGAUAUCUGAGAGUCUCCUGUCGCCAUGGGGACUAAACUGACGAGACGAGAGUCACCAGUCUUGUAACAGCACAUUGCAAUACAUCCCGGGUUACACUUGUGUUGCAGUAAUUCACAUUUACCCGACAGACGGCAUCAAAGUGCCAUUUUUACACCCAUAACACAAACCUUCCAAAAAUGCUUAUUCUUAUUUACAAUGAUGGACAAAUACCAAAUGUUACACUAAUAUUCUAUGAACACUAAUAUGUUUAGAGCAAUGGCUACCUGUCGUUCAGGGCAGGUUUGCCUUGCCUGUUUUUGCAUGUUAUUUUGGCAUUAAUACGUGUCACAUAUCAGUUUGCAAAAAAAUGUAGAAAAAUAUAUAUCGAGUUAAUAAAGCUACAAACAAACAAA